Rangifer tarandus platyrhynchus (Svalbard reindeer) is the source of this 330-nucleotide messenger RNA. NCBI's taxonomy places the organism in Eukaryota, Metazoa, Chordata, Mammalia, Artiodactyla, Cervidae. The record is from the annotation of a GenBank genome assembly.
AUGGGAUUCUCCAAGCAAGAAUACUGGAGUGGGUUGCCAUUCCCUUCUCCAGGGGAUCUUUCCAACCCAGGUUUCCCACAUUACAGGCAGAUUCUUUACCAUCUGAGCCACAAGGGAAGCCCAGAAAGUGAUGGGAAAAGGCCCAAAAGGUUUGGCAGUACUUUCAAGGCUUCGCUCUCAGGUGGACAGAUUGUAGAUCCAAUGGGAGCAAAUGCUCUAAUUUUAAUGGAUAGCAGUAAGGCUUUCCUUUACAUGCCUCUUCUAAAUCAAUCAUGUCUCAGUCUUAAUUUCACAUUUAUUUUGCUCUGGACUCCCAAAUUCUUUUUAUAA